GGGCGGGGCUGGCUGUGCGGUUCAGCUAGGACUGAAUGAACAGACCCGGAAGGAAUGUGCCCUGUGUGGAGCGGCUGGCAGUGCAUUUAGAGGGUACCGGGGCAGGUGAUUGUCACCGAACAGCAUAGGGCGCUUAUUGCAUAUAGUGCUGGUAACAAUGUCACUGGCAGCCCAGCGGCACUAAGGCACAGCUCUCUCUCUCGGUGCCCUCUCUGCAUGGCAACUGCCAUGUAUCCCAGCGGAGACCGCACAGCAGUGACAGCACAACCAUAGGGAGGCCGGCAUAGUCUGUGGGAUCGGCAUUGCACAGAGUACAUCGGCAGAACUCGGAGCGACAAUGCUGAAAGCAUUCAUAGGGAGCAAUGUUGCCUACGAACGGAUCUCUAGCAACGGCAAGAAAGACAAUCCUGAGAAGAAUGCAUCUUUGCUCAGCCGGUUGACCUAUUCCUGGUACAGCAGAAUAAUAACACUUGGUUACAAGAAGCCAUUGGAAAGAGAAGAUCUUUUUGAACUCAAUGAUAAUGAUUCCUCAUACACUGUCAUCCCAAUCUUUGAGAAGAACUGGAGGAACGAAGUAGCAAGACAGGCACAGAAGGGCACGGUGUCCAAGAAUGUGUCCCUGUUGCGCGCCUUGUGGAACACCUUCAAGUACUCACUUAUCCAGGUGGCUUUCAUGAAAGUGAUAGCGGAUAUAUUGGCCUUUUCAAGUCCUCAGAUUUUAAAGCGAAUGAUAGCUUUCACCGAGGAGCGGCCAGAUGAAGGCUGGACUGGAUAUGCACUUGCUUUGCUUCUCCUCGUUGUCACUGUAUCGCAGACGCUCAUCCUGCAACUCUACCAACGCUUCAAUAUGCUUGCUGCAGUCAAAAUGAAAACCUCCGUUAUUGGCCUGAUUUAUAGAAAGGCAUUACAGUUGGCAUACUCUUCUCGGAAGAAAUUCACAACAGGGGAACUGGUGAACCUGAUGUCGUCAGACGCUCAGCAACUCAUGGACCUGACGGUGAACCUGAAUCUUCUUUGGUCAGCCCCGUUCCAGAUUCUGAUGGCUGUUGUGUUCCUGUGGCAGGAGCUGGGGGCUUCGGUCCUUGCCGGUGUGGGGGUGCUCAUUUUGGUCAUACCAAUAAAUGCAUUCAUUGCUUCCAGAGUGAAACAGCUCAAGAAAAGUCAUUUGAAGAGUAAAGACCAGCGCAUUAAGCUACUGAAUGAGAUUUUACAUGGAAUUAAAAUAUUAAAGCUGUAUGCCUGGGAGCCUUCAUACCAAAGGAAAGUGGCUGAUAUUCGAGAGAGUGAAAUGGACGUGCUGAAAUCGUCCGGCUACCUGACUACCUUCUCUAUGCUGACCUUGACUUGCAUUCCUUUCCUGGUUUCCAUGGCAACCUUUGGAGUGUACUUCUUAUUGGAUGAUGCAAAUGUUCUGACGGCAUCCAAAGUCUUCACCACCAUCUCUCUCUUUAAUAUCUUGCGGCUGCCGCUCUUUGAUUUACCCACGGUGAUCUCCUCAGUAGUGCAGACCAGGGUGUCACUUGGCCGUUUAGAGAACUUUUUUUGCGGUGAAGAAAUCAACACAGAAAACAUUGAAACCAAAUAUAGUGGAAGCCACGCUGUGGGGUUUUCAGGCGCAUCUUUUCAGUGGGAUAAAACUGGACCCUCUAUCUUGAAAGAUUUGGACUUCAAGAUUCCGGAAGGAUCGUUAGUCGCUGUUGUGGGCCAAGUCGGCUCUGGAAAAUCGUCUCUGCUCUCUGCCAUCCUGGGGGAAAUGAAUACACUUGAGGGGAAAGUUCAAAGAAAGGGUGCCGUUGCCUAUGUUAGCCAGCAAGCGUGGAUACAGAAUGCUCUCUUUCAAGAAAAUAUCCUCUUUGGCUUGGCCUUCAAUAAGCAGCACUACGAAAGAGUCCUGGAAGCCUGCGCUUUGCUCCCUGAUCUUGAGCUUUUGCCGAAUGGAGAUCAAACAGAAAUUGGAGAAAGGGGCGUAAACCUGAGUGGUGGGCAGAAGCAGAGAGUGAGCCUGGCCAGAGCUGUUUACAGCAACGCCGACAUCUACUUACUGGAUGACCCUUUAUCUGCAGUCGACGUCCAUGUUGGAAAGCACUUGUUCGACAAACUCAUUGGACCAAAGGGAUUAAUAAAGAAUAAGACAAGGGUCCUGGUGACCCACAGCCUGACAGUCCUUCCUCAGACAGAUCUCAUCAUUGUGAUGGAAGAGGGCAGAGCAGCUCAUAUUGGAACAUAUCAGGAGCUCAUGUCAAAACGUCAGAACUUUGCAGACAUGAUUCAGACCUUCAACAAGGGAACAGAAAAUGAGCAACUAUCUGACACAGCUGGUGUCUUCAGAGACCCUAAAGCUCUUCAGAGAACUAAGUCACAACAUGAAGAUGGAUUUAUUAAAAAGGACAGGACAUUAACAGAAAUGUCAAAGAUGCCAAGUAUGAAGAAGGAGAAGGUUGCCACUGGAAAUAUGAGAAUGUCUAUUGUCAUGAAGUACCUAUAUGCAUUUGGAUGGUCCUGGGUAUGGUUUACUGUCAUUGCCUAUAUUGGCCAGAAUGCAUUGGCUGUGGGACAGAAUGUUUGGCUCAGCAGGUGGGCAACAGAGGCCAAGGGAAUAAGGGAAACAAGUGAAUGGACAGAGCUCAGGAACAACAGACUGGGGAUCUAUGGACUGCUGGGAUUUGUGCAAGGCAUUUUGGUAUGUUACGGUGCCUAUGUGGUCACCAGAGGGACGAUUUGUGCAUCGCGCUUAUUGCACAACCAAAUGUUGGACAACGUUUUGCACCUUCCUCUUCAGUUCUUCGAAACCACACCUAUGGGUCAACUUCUUAACAGAUUUACUAAAGACGUGUAUGUGAUAGACGAGCGUUUCCAUUACUACUUACGCACCUGGUUGAACUGCAUGCUCGAUGUCCUUGGGACCAUCAUUGUCAUUGUGUAUGCUACUCCGAUUUUCAUUCUUGCAGUUGUUCCCCUUGGAUUCCUGUACCUGCUUAUCCAACGAUACUACAUCUCCAGUUCACGGCAAAUCAGAAGACUUGAUGGCGCCUCUCGUUCCCCUGUGAUCUCUCACUUUGGCGAAACACUGAUGGGGGCACCGACUAUCAGAGCCUAUGGACAUCAGGAGAGGUUCAUCAAUCAGAACAAAGACGUGGUGAAUGAAAACCUGGUUUGCUACUAUAAUAACGUCAUAUCAAACAGGUGGCUUGCUGUGAGGCUGGAAUUUCUUGGAAGUUUGAUGAUAUUCUUUGCAGCCCUAUUUGCUGUCCAGGCUGGGGAUAAAAUGAAUUCGGGCAUAGUGGGAUUAUCAAUAACGUAUGCAUUAAAUAUCACCCAGACUUUAAAUUUUUGGGUUCGUAAGGCAUGUGAAAUAGAAACCAACGGUGUUGCCAUUGAAAGGAUUUGUGAAUAUGAAGAAAUGCAGAAAGAGGCUCCCUGGAUCAUGGGCAAGAGACCUCCUGUGCGUUGGCCAGACCAAGGCAUAAUAGAGUUUGUCAAUUACAAGGCACGCUAUAGGGAAGAUCACGAUCUUGCCCUUCAGGAUAUAACUUUCCGCUUGCAUGCUACAGAGAAGCUGGGAAUCGUUGGAAGAACUGGAGCUGGGAAAUCCACCCUCACAAACUGUUUGUUCCGGACAGUCGAAGGCACAGGAGGCAAGAUCAUUAUUGAUGGAAUUGACAUAGCAACGAUUGGACUCCAUGAUUUGAGAAGCAAACUUAAUAUCAUACCUCAGGACCCUGUCUUGUUUUCUGGGACCCUCCAAAUGAAUCUAGAUCCUCUAGAGCAGCAUUCUGAUGCCGAGCUGUGGGAAGCUCUAGAAUUGUGUCACCUGAAACCCUUUGUGAUGUCCCUUCCAAAACGGCUUUACCAUGAUAUUUCUGAAGGGGGUGAAAAUCUAAGCGUUGGACAAAGGCAAUUGAUCUGUCUGGCUCGUGCCCUGCUGCGCAAAGCAAAGAUCCUGGUUUUAGAUGAAGCAACAGCCUCUAUUGAUAUGGAAACUGAUAACUUGGUACAAGCCACAAUCCGUAAGGCCUUCUCCGACUGCACCGUCCUGACCAUAGCGCACCGGCUGCACAGCGUUCUGGAUUCAGAAAGAGUGCUUGUUCUGGACGCUGGCCGAGUUGUAGAAUUUGGUGAGCCCCAACGACUGAUAGAGAAGAAAGGAUAUUUCUCUCGGAUGAUAUCAGAAGCUAAGAUCCUCCAAAGUGGCCAUGCAGAGAAUUAACCCAAGGCAGAUGAGUAUUAGCUAAAGAUCUUUUAAAUGCAGCAGAAAGAAGUUGAGUUCCCUUUCUUUUGCCAUUCAACCAACGCUGCCUUUAAACACUCCAUCCUCCUGGUUACUUAGCAAUAACCCAUUCUUUGCAUAUCAUUCUUUGUACAAUGAAGAGAAGUGAUGGAAAGCAGAAAAUAAAUAAUAAUGGUAUGUUUUUAAUGGAUCUCUGGGUUCCACAGGCAUCUCAGCACGUUCUACAUGUCAGCCAGGAACAGCAACUGCUCACUUCGAUUGUUAUUAAAUAUAUGGGGAGUGGUGUUUAUUCAAAGGAGAAGUUUUACAGAAAAAUUAACUAUUCUUGUGUUCUAGAAAUUGAGAUACUGAAAGGAUCUGUAUCUCCUCUUCCCUUUUUUUAUUUGCUUUUCUAUUCCACUUAUCUAAAAUCAUGUUGUUUAGUGGCCCUUAUAAUCCAAAGCAUUCAUUGUGCUGCACUCUGGAAGGCAAGUCAUAGUCUAGCUGAAAGGGUUAAUGGCUGUAGUAGCCAGUUUGCAGUUUCAUUAAUCAUUGCGGAGAUGUUUUGUUUUGGGUGAGGGAUGACAACACAGAGCAUGCUCCAUCUGUAAGAAAGAAAAAAGAUAAAGACCGAUGACAAAUAUUCUUCCUAUACCUAUAGUGAUGUGCAGGCCACCUAAAAACCCGUAAGACCUAUGUGCCCUGGCCCUUUGGUGAUGCCACUGAUGGGUGGGGUGGAAACAGGCCUAUAAAUACUGAGUGGGUUAGGGUGGGAUGCAGAUCACUAAUGCCCACAUCAUAUUUAAUGUACAUUCUAAGGCACACAUUCCUUUUAAAGGAAACGACCAAAGCAAUAAAGUAUUUCACUACCUCAGUGGAUGUGGCCAGUAUCAGAACCUUCAGAAAAACAAUGCCCUGGAGCUGAGAAGGGGGGGGGGGGAGGAUUUUGCUCCAGGUACUGGAUUUACAGGGUCAGCCAAGUGGGUGUUGAUUUCUCUCCUUAGAUUGGAGCAGGGGGGUCCCAUCUUCAAAAUGUCAAGAAGCCUUGAGAAGCAACAUAGAAGGUUGAGUGAUAGUUGAAGGACCAUGAAAGGGUAACCCAGCAGGGGACCAAUGUAUUAGGAAACCCCCCAUGUAUUAAAUCACUUUUAAUCUUUUUUUUUUUUUUUUUUUUUUUUACAUGUACUGGUGCUUCUGUUUAGAAAAUAUUGCACUAGUCUGGAGAGCUUUUUCACUUUUUAAUAUUCGCCAAGGUUCCCUUGCAGCUUGCAGCUUGCAGCUAGGCUUUCACAUGCAACAAUAUAGUAUAGUAAUAUUAGAAAAUGUUACUCUUGUGCCCAUGCACAAGUCUGGGAGCCUUGGGAAAUAUGGGUAAGAUAGGGCCGUGGUGCCAGGUAAGAAGAUGCCUGCACCUGUGGAAUUUUUUCCAACUUGUUUUUUUGCGGAAAAAGCAUUUUAAUACAUCGGAAGGUACCUAAAAGCUUGGCGCCAUCCCACAGUGCAUUACCCUUUCCUUGUCUUUUAAGGAAACGUGCUUGCUGAAUCAGCCAAAAUCCAUGACUAAAGACAAUAGGGCUCAUUUACAUUGCAGCAUGCAGUGUGCAAAGUGCAAAAAAAAUAGCCAUUCCAUAGUGCAGAGACCUGUGGGCAAGUAGGGAUAUAGUCACAUCCUGGUGUGUUAGGUUCCCUCCAUGCAUGGAGACAGCACUGGUUUUGACAGGUACAAAGCUGCAGAAAAGUCCGUUUUUUACGCCUCUAUUUGCUCAUUUCAAAUACUCAGGGAUGCAUAUGCUGCAAGCAAUAACAGCUAGCUGGUUUUAAUAGAAUGGAAUGGAUUUUUCUUUAAAUGAUUAGUGUAGUGUGGAUAUAUAUAUACAGUAUGUAUGCCAUAUUACUUACCUCUUCUUCCUGUAUCAUAUGCACCACAACAUUAUACAACACAGCCUAAACUUGUGGAAAUCAUUUUGUGCUGCACUGUUUCUUUUUUAUAAAUUUGUACGUUAUAUUUUUAUUAGACUACUGAUAGAGCAUCUCACAGCUUGAAAGGGGGUAGUUAAUUUGAAAAUAUAAAAUGAAGAGCUUGUAUACAAAUGUUAGUAAUAAAAAUGAGAAUAACAAUACAAUGAGAACCUUACAGUUGAUCUGUUUUUUUGGUUGCCGGUGGUGCUGACCGCAGCAACCAGAUAAUUUUAGUUGCAGGCAUAAAUUGACAGAAAAGGAAGAAUAAGAAUUAGAAAAUCAUAAAAAAUGGAGGCCAGUUUAAAAAUUGGUCAACAUAAUGUAAAUGAAAGUAAAUGCACCUUCAACCGAUGGUUAUGCCAAGUGCAGCUGCGGUCACUUUGGAAUAUGGCUGUUUUUGUUGUCGGUGGAAGAUGAUAUCAUGCGGGUAUAUUUUUGUCUUGUAUAGAAUAAAAACAUUCAAAUAUUUUUAUGUAGGAAAUUUUGAAAAACAUUGUAAUGAAAAGGUAAAUAUGUAAAAAUAAAGAUAUUCCUGAAUGAUA
This is a messenger RNA of Xenopus tropicalis (tropical clawed frog), 6708 nucleotides long. RefSeq names its product multidrug resistance-associated protein 1. Gene Ontology annotation, biological process: transmembrane transport; xenobiotic transport. The record is from RefSeq and is a predicted model, not a curated record. The coding region runs from base 338 to 4207 and encodes 1289 amino acids. NCBI's taxonomy places the organism in Eukaryota, Metazoa, Chordata, Amphibia, Anura, Pipidae. Gene Ontology annotation, cellular component: vacuolar membrane; vacuole; membrane. The transcript is spliced from 28 exons. Gene Ontology annotation, molecular function: nucleotide binding; transmembrane transporter activity; ATP binding.